Molecule: messenger RNA, 1059 nt
Organism: Pecten maximus
Lineage: Eukaryota; Metazoa; Mollusca; Bivalvia; Pectinida; Pectinidae
Exons: 5
Coding region: 78-737 (219 amino acids)
Source: RefSeq, a predicted model, not a curated record
UCUAAAUGAGCUAAGGUGAAGGAUCACAAAGUUAAAACUGAUUUAUUUCUUGGUUCCUCGAGAUUUAUCGACGAGUCAUGAUCACACAUCUUGACGUUACCGCGAGUAGCGAGCAGUCCAAGGCGUCCAAACCUCGCCAAAAACUCGGCCCCGGGUCUGACGGGUCGGCCACAAGCUUGGAGAAGAUGUCUUGGGUGACGUAUGGGAGUCCCCUGUGGCGUAAGGACAAGGUACCCACCGCCAUCAAACCACUUCCGGCCAUCAACGUCCAAAAAAAGCUUGAAAAGGGAUUUGUAAAUGACGCUGUUAGUACGUUUAUGUACCACUCGUCACGGAAACGCCCGAUCAUUCCUCCGUACAAUGCCGAACACGAUAAGUACGCGCAGGCGUAUUUCCAGUCUCCUAUCGCCAAAGCCGUCCUGGAGCGAUCCAUGGAACGAGUGCUGGUUGUCAAGUCAAGAGGCUCUAGCCGGGAGAGUGAGGAUGCCGAGGCUCAAAGACUGAACAAAAUCAACAAGCUGAGUUUUAGGAGGCGUGCUAAGGAAUCACCAUCAGUGGAAAGAAUUCGGGAACGAGAACGAGAGUUCCGUAACGACGCAAUUAUCACAGAAAAGCUGAGGACGAAAUAUAAAGACAUUAUCCCUAAAUACGACGCUGCGUUGGAUAAAAACUGCAAUGGUUACUUCCGGCGACCAGAUAUUCAAAGACUUAUCAACGUCACGUGCUACAAAAAGUGACGACAUCGAGAAAGUUUUUUUUUUCAAAAAUGUUGUUAAGAUUGCUUUCAAGGAUAGUGUCGGACCAGAAACAAAAAGAAGAUAUCUCAAAAAUAUAUCUAGAAUCAUCAUUUACGCGUUAAAGUUACAUCCUUUUUACUUUCAUUUUGUGAAUCUGCAGAAACUCGAACUAUCGUAAAACAACCUAUACCGUAUAACACCUAAUUACCGUUAGUGACUGGUUUCUCAUUUACCUGUGAUAAUGAAAAACAUACAUUAGGAUAAUAUGUGUUAAAUUUUGCAAAUAUUCUAAGAUUGUUUUUAUUAUUAUUUUGUAUUUAUU